This is a messenger RNA of Solanum stenotomum, 1751 nucleotides long. Its product is annotated as receptor-like protein Cf-9 homolog. The transcript has 2 exons. Lineage: Eukaryota; Viridiplantae; Streptophyta; Magnoliopsida; Solanales; Solanaceae. The coding region runs from base 174 to 1565 and encodes 463 amino acids. The record is from RefSeq and is a predicted model, not a curated record. Gene Ontology annotation, molecular function: protein binding.
CCAAUGACAACAACGUUAAUGUUACUUUGCCCGAAUCUCUUAUUGAGUUAGAAUUGGCCGCAUGUGAAGUGAAAGAGUUGGAGUUUCUAAGAUCCGCAAAGAAGCUUUACGUCUUGGAUCUUUCAAAUAAUAAGAUUCAAGGAAGAAUUCCUGAUUGGGCAUGGUCUAACUGGAUGUCUUCAUUGGACACUCUUAAUAUGUCGCACAAUAUGCUGUCGAGUGUGGAUUCAAUUCCUCUUCAGUUUGCAUAUACUAUUGAUUUGCGGUCCAAUUUGCUUCAAGGUUCACUACCCAUUCCAUCAAAUUCCACAACAUACUUCUUCAUAUCCCAUAAUAACCUCAGUGAAGAAAUUCCUCCAUCUAUUUGCAAUUUGACAUCACUGGUAAUGCUAGAUUUGGCGAGAAACAAUUUGAAGGGAGCAAUUCCGCAAUGUUUGGGUAGUAUUAUGGCCCUCCAGGUUUUGGAUAUGAGCCACAACAAUCUUUCUGGGAAUAUUCCAACAACUUUCAUCAAUGAAAGUUCACUGAGCAGCCUCAACUUGCAUGGCAAUAAACUAGAGGGGAAAAUCCCACAAUCCUUGACCAAUUGCAAACAACUUGAAGUUCUUGAUUUAGGAGACAAUCACCUCAACGACACAUUCCCCGUGUGGUUGGGGACUCUGCCACAGCUGAAAGUUCUAAGCUUGAGAUCCAAUAAAUUGCAUGGUACCAUCAGAACAUCAAGGAUUGAGAACAUGUUUCCAGAGCUCCGAAUCAUGGAUCUCUCUUACAAUGCCUUGUCGGGAAACUUACCUUCGAGUUUGUUUCAACAUCUGAAAGCCAUGAGGACGAUUGAUCCAUCAAUGGAAGCACCAAGAUAUGGAGGAUAUACAUAUUACCAAGAUUCUAUUACAGUUGCAACUAAGGGAUCUGAUCGUGAAAUUGUGAGAAUCUUGUAUUUGUACACCGUUAUCGAUCUUUCAAGUAAUAAAUUUAGAGGGCAAAUUCCAAGUAUCGUGGGGGAUCUCAAUGCAGUUCGCAUAUUGAAUUUAUCUCAUAAUGGAUUGCAAGGUCAUAUACCGCAAUCAUUCGGAGAUUUAUCUUCAGUUGAAUCAUUGGACCUAUCAGGAAACCAGCUUUCGGGAGAGAUACCACAACAACUAGCUUCUCUUACGUCUCUUUCAUUCGUAAAUCUGUCCCAUAAUCAUCUCCAAGGAUGCAUUCCUCAAGGACCUCAAUCUCUCACUUUUGAGAGAAAUUCAUAUGAAGGAAAUGAUGGAUUACGUGGAUUCCCUGUUUCAAGAAGUUGCACAGAUGAUCGGGUAUUAGAUACAAUUGAUACCGUAUCUGUACUAGACGAUGAAGAAAGCAAUUCUGAAUUUCAGAGUGAUUUUUGGAAAGGUGCUCUUAUGGGCUAUGGAAGUGGACUAUGUAUCGGAUUAUCCAUAAUAUAUUUCAUGUUGUCAACUGGAAAACCGAUAUGGCUUGCAAGAAUCAUUCUAGAGAUGGAGCACAAAAUUAUGAGGGGAAGGAGAAAGAAGCAGCGAAGGCAAAGGAAUUACAGAAGAAGAAACAAUCAUUUCUAGACAAGUUAUAAGUUUCGACUUCAGCGAGGAGCUAGUGUCUAUGGAAGUGGAGAAAGGGAAGAAGAAGUUAUGGCAAUGAAUGGAAACGAAUGUCAAUUAGUUUUUAAGCAAUAAUAAUGGUCUAACUGAAUAUUUUCGUUGAACAGUCUUAGAUGUGGCUUCAAUUCUUACUGUAUAGUAUAAAUU